AUGAAUAAUUCUACAGAUGAAUUAGCUCAUGAUUUAUUGAACAAAAAGGUACACAAUAUUGUUGGUCAAAGAAGGAUGUCUAAUCUAGAGUUGGCUAUUUUACCACAACUCGGGCAUGAUGAUACGAAGGCUCUUGUUUCACAAAGGGACAAAUCUGAAUCAGAACAGUUAACUAUAUUCUAUGCUGGAGUUGUGCACGUUUAUGACAAUAUUUCCGUUCAAAAGGCAGAGUCAAUUAUGAUUCUGGCUCGUGAAAACUGUAAUGCAAAGGAAAUUAAACCAACUCAGAAAUCCCAACUUCCACAUCAUGUCUACAAGUUUCAAGCAGACUUGCCAAUUGCAAGAAGGAAAUCCCUCAAGAGAUUCUUUGAGAAACGUCAUGACAGGAUUAUAAGUAAACAACCAUAUGCCUCUCCUGCAUGUGAUCAUGAUCAAAGUGGAAUUAAAAUUGGGAACGAUAUAGAGAAGAUUAACACAACUCUUGCACAAGGAUAA
Solanum stenotomum is the source of this 495-nucleotide messenger RNA. Its product is annotated as protein TIFY 3A-like. The record is from RefSeq and is a predicted model, not a curated record. NCBI's taxonomy places the organism in Eukaryota, Viridiplantae, Streptophyta, Magnoliopsida, Solanales, Solanaceae. Gene Ontology annotation, cellular component: nucleus. The transcript has 5 exons. Gene Ontology annotation, biological process: response to wounding; regulation of defense response; regulation of jasmonic acid mediated signaling pathway. Bases 1 to 495 code for a protein of 164 amino acids.